GACUGUUCGAGCCAGAAAGCCAAAGCUUGUCGAGGCUACCUUUGCGUUUCCGCAUGCACUGUGUAUCGAUUGUUUUCCAGUGGGGCUUAGUCCUCGAGGAGGCUACCUUGGGGUUGCUGCAUGAAAAGUUGCACAGCGAUUAUCAGCGUGAAUGCGCGCGUCGUUCGACGUUUUGUGUACGGAUAUAAUUUCAAAUCUCUGCUUUUGAUAUACUGCAUUGCAUCGAUUUUGCUCGAAGUGUUGCACAUCACAUCUCAGUGCAUCAUGGCCAAGCAGAGUUUCCAUUUUCGUGCUGCCGUAGUCGGCGACGUUGAGGCCAUCGCAAAAAUUUGGUACGACGUUUACCAGAUCUCGCACGCACAUCUCGUUCCGCCGGAACUGUUGCAGCAUCGAACCCUGGAGACUUUUAGGCAGCGCACGCCGGGCGACUUGGCGAAGACGCUUGUCGCGGUGACAGGUUCGUCGAACGCCGACUCGGAAGAUUCGCUUCCGGAAGGGCAGGUAUGCGGAUUUGUCUCGACUCGAGGCACCGCAAUUCUACAUUUGUUUGUGGGUCUUCGCGGGUGCGGAGUCGGCCGGCAACUGCUUCAGCUUGCGGAAAGGCAGAUCUUUCAUGACGCGUCAGGUUCAGCGUCGAGCAGACCGGACGCAGACGGGUCGACGCGCUGCGAACAAGUCGUCGCGCAUCUGCAUGUCGUUCACGGGAACGAAGCCGCUCGUCAGUUCUACAAAAAAUGCGGAUGGGUUGAAGUCGGGGAAGAAACAUACGAGGUAGAGAUCUUAGCUGCAAACGGUGGCACAGAACAUUUUCCCGUGCCGUGCCUCAGAUGGGAGAAGAAAGUUUCCGCGAACGAGCGUGAAGGGCAAGCCGAAUUCAUGCGAUAUCCAGAAUUGAAAGCCAUACGCGACAGUAG
This is a messenger RNA of Amoebophrya sp. A120, 914 nucleotides long. The record is from the annotation of a GenBank genome assembly. Lineage: Eukaryota; Dinophyceae; Syndiniales; Amoebophryaceae.